AUGAAGUGGCUGAUCAACUGGCGUGAUUGGGAUCCCGAAACGGGACCAGCCGUCACGGGGGAGCGGGGCUGGGGAGGAGGAGGGGGGGAGCUUGGCUGCCAGCCUUGGGAAACUGCUACACACUUGACUUUAUUAUCUUCCUCUGUAGAACCACAUCCACAAGCGGAGAGGAUCAAUUCCAAAUCAUUUAGGGCACACACUAGUAAGUACUUUAGCAACUGCGGGCUGGAAGUGAUCCAAUUCUCCAUAGGGAUGAUGGCAGUCCGGAAAAGACCCCAACCAAUGGAGGGAGCAAAAGGGGACGGGAUUGAGAAAGUGACUGACGAUACCAAGCAAUACCGGGCGUCAACCCCGACCCAGAGCCCUGGCACCAAGCUAGACUUCAGCUAG
Messenger RNA from Aspergillus niger, 390 nucleotides. RefSeq lists its product as hypothetical. NCBI's taxonomy places the organism in Eukaryota, Fungi, Ascomycota, Eurotiomycetes, Eurotiales, Aspergillaceae. The transcript has 4 exons. The record is from RefSeq and is a predicted model, not a curated record. The coding region runs from base 1 to 390 and encodes 129 amino acids.